This is a messenger RNA of Drosophila willistoni, 2466 nucleotides long. RefSeq names its product exocyst complex component 8 (gene Exo84). The record is from RefSeq and is a predicted model, not a curated record. Gene Ontology annotation, biological process: exocytosis; Golgi to plasma membrane transport; intracellular protein localization. The coding region runs from base 221 to 2278 and encodes 685 amino acids. NCBI's taxonomy places the organism in Eukaryota, Metazoa, Arthropoda, Insecta, Diptera, Drosophilidae. Gene Ontology annotation, cellular component: exocyst. The transcript has 6 exons.
AGCUGAUCACAAGUGCUGCAAAACUUCUUGACCCAAGUUGGAGGUGUAGAAAAAACCACAAAAUUAAAAAAAUAUAAAUCAAACGCAAUAUUAUACACUUUAACAGUUAUUACAGACCUGCCCCUUACUCUGCUUAGGUCAAAAAAUACAUAACUACUCUCUAAAUAGAAAUUACAACAAAUAGAGUUGGUGGAGAGUAGCUUAGGACCAAUCCCCGAAAAUGAAAGAGUUUGAUGACUUCAACUUUAGCGUUGAGAAAUAUACCAAGGAGCUGACGCGGGAAUGUGUGGGUGGCAGCGACCUGCAGCAACGGAAGAAGGAAAUCGAAGCUUACAAUGAGCAAACCUCGGCCACUCUCAAACAAACAUGCAAAAAGAACUAUAUGGAGUUUAUACAAACGGCCAAAGAGAUAUCACAUCUUGAGUCGGAAAUGUAUCAAUUAUCGCAUAUUCUCAUCGAGCAGCGAAAUAUCCUGGCCUCUAUGACAGAUGGAAAAACAGCCACUCAACUCAAAGCUGACAGUACAGAGGUCGAUAGCAGUAGCGGGGCAACAGCUGGAGCAGGAGGAGAUGAUUUGGAGAAUAGUCAUGCCACACGUGCGGUUAAAGAAAUGGUUCAGGGAUUCAAUGGCAAUCUGGAGGGCAAGACAUUUCUCAAUGAAGGGGCACUAAUCGAGCUCGAUGGCAAUGAUUAUCGGCCCAUUCAGCGAGUAUUUUUCUUUUUGUUCAACGACGUGCUCAUUGUGUGCAAAGUUAAGCAUGAUAAACGCUUGGACUUUCUCACCGAAUAUGACCCCAAGAAGAUAGCUGUCAUUAAUAUUAAAGAUUUGGAUGGCGUUAAGAAUGCUAUAAAUAUAAUAACACCGGAUGGUUCAAAGAUCUAUCAAAGUAUUACAGCAGCCGGCAAAACCGAAUGGAUUGAGAAACUUGAAGAAGCCUUUCGUUUUGAUCAGCAGAAGAAAUCCAAGAAAGGUCAAGCCCCACAGCCACCGAAUCGUGCCAAAGGAGCGGCAAACCAACAGCAAGCUAAAUCAACAUCAACCACUCCAGAAAAACAGGCAUCCAUAUCACCGCAGCAAACAGAACCAAAAUCUCUGGAGGAUGAGACACCAGAGUGGCUGGGCACAGCCAGUGAAGAAAUCCAGACAUUGGUGGCUCAACGUCAUUUCGAAGAUGCCCAGGCUUUAAUUAAGCGUACUCAGGACUUCUUUUUGACUGCGAAUCGUAAGAAAUUGCCACAAGCAGCCAAUAUUGAAAGCAAAGUGAAACAACAAGAGAUUAAAUUGAUUAAUGUCCUACUCAAAGAGUUGUCCAAUAGUCAUAAUCGUAAUUUACAAAUUGCCUUAAGAGCUGCCAAGCGGCCAUUAAAGAUACUUGUGGAGAUGGGAAGAUAUCGUCAGGCGAGCUCCACACUGUUAAAAGUAUGUGCAGUUAGCCUUCGUGUGGCGCAGCGAGAGGCUCGUCGAAAUAAUGCAGAAAUCUCAGAGCUAUUCUUUUGUGAUCUAACGCAAGUGGCUUGUGAUUUUCUAGCGGCCUUUGAACAGCAACCGGCUUGUGUGAGUGCUCUUGUCGUCUGGUGCAAUGCCGAAUUACAAUAUUUUGCCAGUCAAUUGAUCAAGCACUAUCUUACAAAGGGUACCACCCUGGAGGCGGUGGCCAAGUGUGUGGAGCGUGUGCGCAAGCCAUCGACUAAACUUACUGAGAUCGGCUUAGAUAUCAGUUAUCAUUUGGAGGGAUUAUUGCGUACCACAUUGGAAUCAUUGAUUGAGGAGUCUCGGCAACGACUUUUAGAUUCUGUGGGACGCACCGAAGAGAUAUGGCAACCAUAUAAUCUGCAAACUAAAACGAAUUUAAAACGUCUGCUCCUCGAAUUAGAUGCACUGGGCAUCGAUGUGCGUGGCCAGGCGACGGGAGACACUUGGUUGAAUUUAACUCAAUCCACAGUGGUAUUUAUAAGACAUUUUCUGCAACUAACCGAGCAUUGUGCAUGCUUGGCCAAAUGUGAGACACUAGUGCAAAAAUUGGAGUAUUUGCUAAGGGAUCUGUUUCUGGCCCAGCACUCCUUAAAACCGCCCAGUGACAUGGCUGUAGAUCCCAAUUUUGUGAUGAAAAACAAAAUCUUUCUGGUGGACAACCUGUUGCCGAUUGCCAUUGACAAGUUCAGACAGAUCUCUGGACGGCAAUGUGAAAAUUUAAGGGAAUUACACACGAAACUCUCACGUCAACAGGGUGCUCCAUUGCCGCGACAGCGCAGCGUCUAUACCACAGAUGUUUUCUAGACUUAUUUAAUUGUCCGGUUUUUGCAUUACUUUCGAUUACAUAUAAUUUUUUAUUUUUUUUUUCGUUUGUUUGCUUCAAUUAUUUAUAAUAUAAUUAUAUACAUAUAUAACCACAAUAAUAAUAAUAAUAUUUUGUAAAAUUAAAAAUCGAAGCGUGUGUGCUGCACUCUAUCAAUUUUUCCUUUUGU